GUCUCAACCUUCCUUUGAGAAAUAUAUGUAUGAUCCUUUAGGAGGCAGUGACCUUUGAGGAUGUGGUUGUGAACUUCAGCAAUGAGGAGUGGAUUUUGCUGAGUCCAUCCCAAAAGAACCUCUACAGAGAUGUGAUGGGUGAAAUCUUUAGGAACAUGGCUGCAAUAGGAGGACUUGGGGACAUCAAGGAAGCUGAAAAAGAAGGCAAAAUGUACUGGAGAUACUUAAGAAAUGACAAGCUAGGGAAAUCUUAUGUAUAUACAUCUUGGAAGCAGUGUAAAGAAGUAUUCCUUUGUACUGCAGAAGGUAAUGUGAAUGUGAAAGAAACAGAAACACACCACGAUGUUCAGAUCCAUGAAAAAUAUUGCAGUGGAGGGAAACCCUAUGUAUGUCAGCAGUGUGGAAAAGGUUUCACCAAAUCUGGACAUUGUAAGCAACAUGAAAGAAUUCACACUGGAGAGAAACCAUAUGUAUGUAAGCAAUGUGGGAAAGCUUUUACCAGACUUGAUUGUUGUAAGCAACAUCAUGAAAGAAUUCACACUCAAGAGAAACCCUAUGUAUGUAAGGAAUGUGGGAAAGCUUUUAAAACACAGGGAGAUUGUAAGAAACAUGAAAGAAUUCACACUGAAGAGAAACCCUAUGUAUGUAAGCAAUGUGGGAAAGCUUUUACCAGACCUGAUUGUUGUAAGCAACAUGAAAGAAUUCACACUGGAGAGAAACCCUAUGUAUGUAAGCAAUGUGGGAAAGCUUUUACCAGACCUGAUUGUUGUAAGCAACAUGAAAGAAUUCACACUCGAGAGAAACCCUAUGUAUGUAAGGAAUGUGGGAAAGCUUUUAAAACACAGGGAGCUUGUAAGAAUCAUGAAAGAAUUCACACUGGAGAGAAACCCUAUGUAUGUAAGGAAUGUGGGAAAGCUUUUACCAUACCUGGAUGUUGUAAGAAACAUGAAAGAAUUCACACUGGAGAGAAACCUUAUGUAUGUAAGCAAUGUGGGAAAGCUUUUAAAACACAGGGAGAUUGUAAGAAACAUGAAAGAAUUCACACUGGAGAGAAACCAUAUGUAUGUAAGCAAUGUGGGAAAGCUUUUAACACAUGGGGAUACUGUAAGAAACAUGAAAGAAUUCACACUGGAGAGAAACCAUAUGUAUGUAAGCAAUGUGGCAAGGCUUUUAACACACAUGCAAGUUAUAAGGUUCAUGAAAGAAUUCACACUGGAGAGAAACCCUAUGUAUGUAAGGAAUGUGGGAAAGCUUUUACCAGACCUGGAUGUUGUAAGGAACAUGAAAGAAUUCACACUGGAGAGAAACCCUAUGUAUGUAAGGAAUGUGGGAAAGCUUUUACCAGACCUGAUUGUUGUAAGCAACAUGAAAGAAUUCACACUGGAGAAAAACCCUAUGUAUGUAAGCAAUGUGGGAAAGCUUUUACCAGACCUGGACAUUGUAAGGAACAUGAAAGAAUUCACACUGGAGAGAAACCAUAUGUGUGUAAGCAAUGUGGGAAAGUUGAUACCAGAGCUGUUGAGGUCAUUGGACGUGAAGCUGGCACAAGAUCUGCCCCAGUGGCAUCACAGUGCAGCCAGGACUUGGGGGAAUAA
Molecule: messenger RNA, 1595 nt
Organism: Cavia porcellus (domestic guinea pig)
Lineage: Eukaryota; Metazoa; Chordata; Mammalia; Rodentia; Caviidae
Product: zinc finger protein 501-like
Exons: 6
Coding region: 135-1595 (486 amino acids)
Biological process (GO): regulation of transcription by RNA polymerase II
Molecular function (GO): DNA-binding transcription factor activity, RNA polymerase II-specific; RNA polymerase II cis-regulatory region sequence-specific DNA binding
Source: RefSeq, a predicted model, not a curated record